AUGCCCUGUAUCCUGGGUCACGUUACGAAGACUAGAAUUUUUUUUUCCGGCUCCAUCCGUCGUUUCUUCCUGGACUUCAUCAACAUUCCAACCACAAGUGAACCACUGAUGGAUUUCAUGAUGGAUUUCAUAGAAAUCCCAUUCGGUUCGAUCGGACGGGGGUCUGAAUUCCGUCACACCACCAAAGCACUUGCUUCAUCACUUUUCGAAACCUGUUCUUUUGACUGCUCCUUGUCAAACGUCCACGCCUACUCCUUCGCCGACACAACCAGCCCCGUUAUCAUCAUGAAUCACAGUGCCUCCCCUAAAGUCCAACCUGGCCUCGAGUCUUUGUUUCAACCCCUUCAAUUCCAAGGGCUUACUGUCCCUUACAACCUUCCGUAUGGAGAUCAGUCCGAUGGCUCACUGCCCGACCCUAACCUCGGCCUGCUUGACACCGAACCGAAGCUCGAAUCAAGUGCAACCCCGAUGAAGGAACCGGAGGUCAACUUGCCCUCCAGUGGUAAGGCGAUUGUGAUCAACUUGUGCAUGAGCAAGCAAGACGAUACGUAUGAGUAUGUCGAGGAAAGUCCUUCCAAAACCCCAGGCUCUCACAAGGAAGGUCUCAUGCGGUUGCUCAGUGUAUCAUACACUUUCUACCUACUCAAAGGCACUGAAAUCACCAAGGGAACUAGUUCGAAGAAAAAACCGGUUUACAGUUCCAUCCCCCUCCCUACGACCAAGGUCUUAUUUGACAUGUCAUCCGACAAGUUCACCGCAUUGAAGAUGCAACUGUUCAUGUUAUCCAGCGAGAUCAACAAGAGUGACGACGACGCCAAGGGGAAUGCCGCGAUCCUGAAAGCCGCCGAUGCGUGUAAUAAAGUGGUAAUUACCGCUUUCAUCGUGAAACAUGACACUUACGGAAAAGGCCUCAAGAGGGCUUUGAGCUCGGAUCACGAUGUUGGCAGGUUCUAUGCCGCGGUCAAAGGGUCUCCUGGUGCUGAUGCUGGAUUCACCAUUGUUAUGGAGAAUCCAGCCAAAGCAGCCCAAGAGGCAGCCAACAGUCUUACCAAAAAACAAGGCCAACUUCGAGCUCAGAACAGCAUUGACAAUGUGGCCACCACCUCGACUGCGCUCGCUCGCUUGACUCCGAUCGAACCGCACAAAGAGUGGCUCCAGGCUUUACAGCUUCACCUGGGAUUGUUCAAGAACCACAACAACGAGGGCUGGAGGGUUUUCAACCCGGACGAUCUCAGUCAAAAAAUGGAGUUGACUUUCAAGAACCUGAUCGAAUGGUCCAGAGAAUUGGCUGCGGGGACCCCAGGUGUCACGUUGAAGAAACCGCCGGUUCACCCUGACUUUGUCUGGAAAGACAUGGAACGACCUCCCCCCCUCGCCUCACCCGUUCCGGAUGUUAAACGAGCCAAGGUCGAGGAGAAGGCACCCGCUUUCCCCCUGGGCAGCUAUGCUGAAAUGCAAGGGACCAACAUCAAUGUCGACUACGAUUUCAUCCGAAGAAUCUAUCCCCAAAUGACUUUGUUUGACUACCUGAACUUUUGUGAUUUCGGACACGCUACCAUCGCGGAAAUCACCAAGAUCUUGUUGGCCAAUGGAAUCACUAGUUUUCACCAGUUCCUCUUCCCCGCGGUGUUGAAUGCCGAGAUCAUUGCGACUUGGGGGAUUUCAUGGGGUAAUGCCAUGGAACUCAUGACUCACCCUCGUCGUUUUUAUCAAGAAGCCCAAUUGGCUGAUGACAUCCCUUCAAAAGGAAAAGGCAAGGCGAUCAAUCAAGAGUUAUGA
This is a messenger RNA of Melampsora larici-populina 98AG31, 1779 nucleotides long. RefSeq lists its product as uncharacterized. The transcript has 5 exons. NCBI's taxonomy places the organism in Eukaryota, Fungi, Basidiomycota, Pucciniomycetes, Pucciniales, Melampsoraceae. The record is from RefSeq and is a predicted model, not a curated record. Bases 1 to 1779 code for a protein of 592 amino acids.